AUGGCUAUCCUCCCCCAUCAUCCCUCCCCUGCCCGUACCAAUUCAAAGAUGAAGGUGGUUACGCAGGAAGAAAUGGACGCGCACAUGCGCGCGACCAUCGUUGGUGGCGCAAAGGGCUUCACGGGCGGGCUCGCUGUCGCCCUUCCAAUAUCCUAUGCGCUCAAUCGUCGCUGGGGCUACUAUCGCCAGCUGCCGCCAUCCUUAAAGGCAUUUGGCGUGAUUAUGGUCGCCGUCCCUUCCUUUGUUAUCAGCGCUGAGCGUGCUGGACUCCGAUUUGAGAAGGAGCACUGGACGGAUCUAGGGAAGGAGGAGCUAGACGCGAAGGUGGCGCGCGAGCAGGCGCGCUGGGAAUCCCUCAGUCUAUCCCAGAAAGCCCGUGAUGUCGCUGCAAGACACGAGUACGGCUUCAUUGGAGGUGCAUGGGCCGCGACCAUGCUCGGUGCAUUCGGCUACAUUAUGCGCAACCCGUAUCAAACCUUUCCCCAAAAGGUUGUUCAAGCGCGUAUGUGGGCGCAGGGUCUGACAAUAGGCAUCCUCAUUGCGGCCGGUGCUUUGACACACGCAAAGAGGAUGAAGGGAGCCGAGGUGGACGAGCAUGGCCGGCGACACAUCGAGCCUGAUCAUUCAUGGCAAGACAUUAUCGCGCAGGAGGAACAACAUGCCAAAGAGGAGGCCAACAGAAAGGCGCCUCCAGUCGUCUUUAGCGGCAUCGUCCCAUCUUCCCCCCAUCACAACUCCCCUGCUUAUUUACUUGCGCCUCUCUCUCUUCCUCCUUUCCCCCUACGUCAAGCUUCACGCUCGCUAACGUUCACUUGUCAUAUGCACAAACCCCUCAGGUCGGUUUCCAUUGCCGCCUCACUUGUCGGUGCCCUCUUCAAUUUCGUCUGCGCCGCCCGCCUCCUCGCCCUAUGGCGCUCGCUCGGUUGGGAAUCUGAAACGGAGUGGGAGGCUUCAGGCGAUGUCUGGAGAGUCGACAGCGUAAAGAUUGUGUGGGGACUGCUGUCCACCUACUUCGCGGCGGCAGCGCUAGCGUGCUUCGUUGGCCUUGUUGGUCUCACGAAGACUAUCCCCUCCUUUAUUCGCUUCUACCGCGACUACUCCAUCGCCGACAUGGCCUUUGUCACGUUCGGCACUGUCUUCUCAGGGUACACCGCAUUCAGUACCCCUUAUGUUCGCGCGAGUGUAUGCGAAGAACUCUCCCGCCAUCCCGAUCUUAUGCGCGAUCUGGUGGUGUUUGGCGUCAGCUUGGAGAAUUGCGAGCUGUGGUUUGAGCAAGUUGUUGUUGCCGUUGUGGGCAUCAUGUUUAUUCUCAUGGUGGUCAGGCUGCAUACACUCAUUGCGCUUGCCAAGUAUCAUCGAAUUCUCUCGCGAGAUAUCUCAGUCAACAGCAAGUCGCACACAGGCCUUCGCAACCUGAAUACAGAUUCGUUGCAUCGCAUUUACCUUCUACCAACGCCAACAUCACCUCCGUCCGCCUCCUUCUCUUUCAAUCACUUUGACACUGCCACCCACGCUCGUCGGGUUUCAUCGGAUAAUAUUGUCGUGUAUGCCCCUGUGCCUGUGGGCGGCAUGUCUGAACUGGACGCCAGGAAGAUGAACGCGACAGAGGCAUGGAUCCCGUGUCGAUCGGGCUCGGGGGCAGAUUCUGGCUCAAGCUCCCCGCGCUCGCACGGACACAAGCAUACUCGCUCGGCCUCCUCACACUCUCACCGACGCCAUCACUCCGUACCUCGAGUCACUGCGCCGCCGCGGGAGGGCACAUUGGUUGUAGUGGAUGAGAAGGCGGAGCCUCUUUUCCGAUGA
Fibroporia radiculosa is the source of this 1803-nucleotide messenger RNA. RefSeq lists its product as uncharacterized. The record is from RefSeq and is a predicted model, not a curated record. The coding region runs from base 1 to 1803 and encodes 600 amino acids. Gene Ontology annotation, biological process: mitochondrial respiratory chain complex IV assembly. NCBI's taxonomy places the organism in Eukaryota, Fungi, Basidiomycota, Agaricomycetes, Polyporales, Fibroporiaceae. Gene Ontology annotation, cellular component: mitochondrial inner membrane. The transcript is spliced from 10 exons.